CCCUUCCUGCGAAUUUACGUAGAUAUUUCUACUUGUGAACGGUUCCAACCUUCAGGAUGCAGGCUAUUAAAUGUGUUGUUGUAGGAGACGGAGCAGUAGGUAAAACAUGUCUCCUCAUAAGUUAUACUACCAAUGCCUUCCCUGGGGAAUAUAUUCCAACUGUAUUUGACAAUUAUUCUGCAAAUGUCAUGGUGGAUGGUAAACCAAUAAACCUUGGUUUAUGGGAUACGGCAGGCCAAGAAGAUUAUGACAGAUUAAGACCACUGUCUUACCCACAAACAGAUGUCUUUCUGAUCUGUUUUUCUCUUGUUAACCCGGCCAGUUUUGAAAAUGUUCGUGCUAAAUGGUAUCCAGAAGUACGUCAUCAUUGUCCAGCUACUCCAAUUAUUUUAGUAGGGACUAAACUAGAUUUACGUGAAGACAAGGAAACAAUUGAACGAUUAAAAGAUAAAAAAUUAGCACCUAUUACAUAUCCUCAGGGUUUGUCCAUGGCAAAAGAAAUUGGUGCUGUAAAAUAUUUAGAAUGUUCUGCUCUUACUCAGAAAGGAUUAAAAACAGUAUUUGAUGAAGCAAUUCGUGCAGUAUUGUGUCCUGUUCUUCAAGUGAAACCAAAACGCAGAUGUUUCCUUCUAUAAUAUUAAAUGUCCAACGACGGUGGAGCAUGUGCAAAUGUACUACCCCUCCUCCGAUCGGACUUGAUUGCAACAGGAAAUCUAACUUUGAUUAAAAAACCCCGUUGUACGGUCCAUCUCUCUACAAGCAUCUGCCAUAAAAGCGCACAAAUCAAUUUGUAUAAUGCGUAUAAAAAGAUAAAGAAGAAAAUAUACGCAAUUUAAGUAUUUUGGACAUUAGUUGAAUGUUCUAAUGAGAGAAAGGA
Eufriesea mexicana is the source of this 877-nucleotide messenger RNA. RefSeq names its product ras-related protein Rac1 (gene Rac1). Gene Ontology annotation, biological process: small GTPase-mediated signal transduction. The transcript has 3 exons. Gene Ontology annotation, molecular function: GTP binding; GTPase activity. Lineage: Eukaryota; Metazoa; Arthropoda; Insecta; Hymenoptera; Apidae. The record is from RefSeq and is a predicted model, not a curated record. Bases 57 to 635 code for a protein of 192 amino acids.